Messenger RNA from Dama dama (fallow deer), 5829 nucleotides. It is a transcript of the gene ZNF605, whose product is annotated as zinc finger protein 605. The coding region runs from base 560 to 2584 and encodes 674 amino acids. NCBI's taxonomy places the organism in Eukaryota, Metazoa, Chordata, Mammalia, Artiodactyla, Cervidae. The transcript is spliced from 8 exons. Gene Ontology annotation, biological process: regulation of immune system process; regulation of cytokine production; negative regulation of transcription by RNA polymerase II. The record is from RefSeq and is a predicted model, not a curated record.
GGCGGGACUGCGGGCUGGUGGUAGCCUCUGCGUCCGACUGGGGCCGUGCAGUGACCCCGGCGCAGACCGGCUUGGGGCGACGCCGGCGUGUGUACGAACCAGCUCCGGAGCCGGGUACGGGGGGAGGCUCGGAAGGACUGUCCUGCUGCGCAGGCGUCGAUUCCGGUCCAGGUGCGGGGCCCUUCUCAUCCAGCACGUGCAUGGCUUUGUUGCCUGUCAGCCUGUGAGGACCAAGCCAGGAGCACGAACAGCUCAGUGGGUGCCCAGCAGUCACUCCCAGACCACAGGUGUACCCUCAUGAAGGAAGUCACAUCCCUGUGUGACCCCGCCCCUGUGGCGUCCUUGGCUCUGAUCCAGUGUCUGGCUGAUGUCAGUGACCUGGCUCAUGAGCGGUGGAGAAAUUGAAAGUGCCAUGGGUCUCAGGAACAAGAAGACUUGUGUGAGAUAAGAAAGAAGAGGCCUCAGGACUUGGGGUGCAUUCACAUCUUUGACCAGAGGUUCAGAGCAUCAGGACAGAGAGAAGUCACAGAGAGAGCAGGUUUCCCAGGACUGGGGGAAAAUGUUCAAGUCACAGAUAUCGUUUGAAGAUGUGGCUGUGAAUUUCACAUUGGAGGAGUGGCAGCUGCUUAAUCCUACUCAGAAGACCUUGUACAGAGACGUGAUGUUGGAGAACUAUAGCAAUCUAGUUUUAUUGGGUUAUCAAGUUAUCAAACCUGAGAUGAUCUUCAAGCUGGAGCAAGAAAAGCCAUGGUUAUUAGAUGAAGAAAUCCUAAGUCAAAACUUCUCAGAAAAAGUCUGGCUAGAUAAUGAUCUCAGAAUGUGGCACCGGGAUAAUCAAGACAAGCUUAAAAGUUUGGAGAGAGGCCAUGAAUAUGACAUCUUUGAGAGAAUGUUUCAUUUAGGCAUUAACUUUGAUCAUUUAGGAAUGAGAUCCCAUAAAUAUGGCACAGGUGAAAAAAGUUUGAAACAUCCUUUUGAUUUUCUUAUUCCAAAAAGUAACUGUGAAAGAAAGAAACUUGAUGAACUUAAUAGGAAAUUAUUAUUUUGUAUUAAACCUGCCAGAAUUUAUGGUGGAAUAAAAUACUCUGAUGGCAAUACAUGUACAACAGUCAUCAGUAAAGAGCCAGGACUCAUUAUGAACCAUAUACCACUCACAGGAGUCUGUUUGUGCAUGGAAUGUGGCAAGGUUUUUAAUAAAAAGUCACAGCUCAUUAUACAUCAAAGAACUCAUACAGGAGAGAAGCCCUAUGGAUGCCAGGACUGUGGGAAAGCUUUCUCCCAGAAGUCAUUGCUCACUAUUCAUCAAAGGACGCAUUCAGGAGAAAAACCAUAUGGGUGUGGGGAAUGUCAGAAAGCUUUCAGUAGGAAGUCACUGCUCAUUUUACAUCAGAGAACUCACACAGGAGAGAAGCCCUAUGGCUGUGGUGACUGCGGGAAAGCCUUCAGCAGGAAGUCACAGCUUAAAAGACAUCAGAUAACCCAUACGAUAGAGAAACCCUAUGGCUGCAGUGAGUGUGGGAAAGUCUUCUCCCAGAAAUUAAAGCUCAUUACACAUCAGAGGACACACACAGGAGAGAAGCCCUACAGAUGUAGUGAUUGUGGAAAAGCCUUCUUUUGGAAGUCACAGCUUAUUACUCAUCAGAGGGUUCAUACGGGGAAGAAGCCAUAUGCAUGUAGUGAGUGUAAAAAAGCCUUCAGCAGGAACUCACUCCUCAUUAGGCAUCAGAGGAUCCAUACAGGAGAGAAACCCUAUGAAUGCAGUGAAUGUGGUGAAGCCUUCAUCAGAAAACCACAACUUGUUAAACAUCAAAUGACUCAUACAGGAGAGAAGAACUAUCAGUGCAGUAAUUGUGAGGAAGCCUUCUUUAAGAAGUCAGAACUAAUUAAACAUCAAAAAGUUCAUUUAGGAGAAAAACCCUAUGGAUGUGUUGAAUGUGGCAAAACUUUCUUUGGAAAGUCACAGCUCCUGACACAUCAAAGAACUCACACUGGAGAGAAACCUUAUGAAUGUAGUGCCUGUGGGAAAGCCUUCACCCAGAAGUCCAGCCUGGUGUCCCAUCAGAGGACACAUACAGGGGAGAAACCUUAUGAAUGCAGUGAAUGUGGGAAAACCUUCAGUGAGAAGUCAAGUCUCAUUCACCAUCAGAGAACCCAUACUGGAGAAAAACCGUUUGAAUGUGGUGAGUGUAGGAAAGCUUUUGCCUGGAAGCCACAGCUUCUUAGGCAUCAGAGAAUUCAUACAGGGGAGAAACCCUAUGAAUGCAGUGAAUGUGGAAAGGCAUUUGUUCAGAAAGUACAGCUCAUUAAACAUCAGAGAAAUCAUACAGGAGAGAAGACCUAUGGAUGCAACGAUUGUGCAAAAGCUUUCUUUGAGAAGGCACAGCUCAUUAUACAUCAGAGAAUUCAUACAGGAGAGAGACCCUAUAAAUGUGAGGAAUGUGGGAAGUCUUUCACUAGGAAGUCACACCUUAUGAGGCAUCAGAGGAUCCAUACAGGGGAUAAGUACUAUGGAUGCAGUGAAUGUGGGACUGUCUUCCACAGAAAGGCUCAGCUCCUGAUUCAUCAGAGAAGUCAUGUGCUGUAGACAUGGGGUGAGUGUGGGGAGUCUGCCAUCAGAUGGCAGGCCCCUGACACUCCAAGGACAUGUAUGGGAGAGAAACUCUGUCACUGCAGUGACAGUCUCACCACAUAGAGUUUAGAAAGAGAACCUUUUUUUGUUAAGUAGAUGAUAUAGGAAAGUCUCCUCCCAGGAAACACAACUUGUGACUUAUCGAUGGCUCCUCAGUGUGGAACUCUUAUCAGUAUUUUGAUAAGUAUAGACCUUUCAGUCAAAAGUGCUGGGCUAUUAAAUUUUAGAAGACUGAAACAGGAGAAAAACUCAAUUGUUGUAACAAGUGAGUGAAAAUUUCAUUGGGAAAUGGUAGCUCAGAGUACACUAGAGAAUACAUACCCAAAGGAAAUAACUGAGUAUUAUAUACUAGAGGUCUCAUGCAGAGGAGUAGUCCUAGUACUUUGAAGAAUUUGAUAAGCAUGAUCCCUGUUGAAAUAAUUCUUUAAGGAGGUUAUGUUUACUGUAUGUAAGUUAUUGUAAGAAAAUAGGCAUUUUAAAGUGGUAGCUGUGUUUGAAGUGUGAAGACUUCUGCUUUCUGCUAGGGUGGUAAAAUAAGAACCACAUAAAUUCUCCUGCUUUAAACAGCUAGAAACUACCAUUUAUGAAAUAGUGGUUUUUAGACGUAUGUCAAGUGCAAGUUUAUGAUCCCUGGCAGGAGGUGGACAAAGUGAGGACAGCCCCAUGACUGCCCGGCCUACUCCCUGGGGGCAUUGUCAAGGCUGCAGGUCAGGGAGUUGAAUGAACAUGGUCUUGCUGAACUGAAGAGGGUUUCUGAGUUGGCAUUUGAGGAGCCUCGGUAGCUAGAACUUGCAGAUGAAGGGUGCUGGGUAAGAAGGAGCUUCCCAGAGAGGAGGCUGCAUAAAUCCUCAGUGAGUCCCUCUUGAGUAUUUGGCUUUAGUCCUUAUUUGCCUGUGUGUGGAAGAAAACUGAGACUCUGAGAGCAGCUGCGCAGCAGGGAGCUGAACAAGCCCUGGGGCUUAGCAUAGGCUGGCACAGUCUGUGUUCCCACCAGCCACUUGGAGGCAGCGUUUUGCACAGGGUCAUCAAGGGGAGUUCCCAGAACAGUGUUGUCUUGGGGAGGGUGGAGAGUCACUUAACCUAGAUUAAAAGCUACUCUGGACCCGCAGUGUCUGACAUUCAGAAACUUACCUGGAGCACCAAGAGGCAGGAACAUAUGACUUGUAACUACAAGAAAAAUCAGUCAAUAUAAAGAGGAAAGACUGAAUUGAUGGGAAUUAGUAGACAAGUAUGUUCACAUAGCUAUUGUAAGUAUAAAGUAGAAGAAAACAUGAAUUUGAUGAAACCCGAAGUGUAAGAUAUACUUUUAAAAGCUCAAAUGGAACUUCUCAGGUUGAAAACAACUCUGAAAAAUAAAAAAAAUAAAAAAAACCCAAAUGGAAUUAAGAACAUAUUAGACAUAGAAGAAGGAAAGAAAUCAAUGGAUUUGAAGAGUAAGAAUGAAAAUUAUCAAAUGAUAUACACAGAGAAAAACACUGUGGGGGGAAAAGGAGCACAGGAAAUUAGUUAAAGUGGUGUAAUAUACAUGUAAUGGAAGGUCUAGAGGAGAGAAGUGAGAGGGGGCAGAAAAGGGAUUUGAAUAAAUGACGGCUGAAAAAUACCCACAUAUGAUGAAAAGUAUAAACGCACAUAUUCAAGAAGUUCAAAGAACCCAACACAGAAGAAACAUAAAGAUGCCAAUGAACAUCACAGUCAGUUGAUGAAAACUGAAGUUAAAGAGAACAAUUGUUAGGAAUUCCCUGGUGGCCCAGUGGCUGGGAGUCUGCCUUCCAAUUCAGGGAGUGAAGUUUCGAUCCCUUGUUGGGAAACUGAGAUCCCCCAUGAUGUGUGGCACAGUCAAAAAAAAAUUUUUUUUUAAUUGAACAAUUGUAAAAUGCCUGGGGAAGAAAGGACAAGACACACCCACAGAGCAAAGAAUAACAAGAUACUUCUGGUCAGAAACUAUGCAAACCUAUAGGACAGCAGAGUGACACUGUUAAAUUACAAAAGAAAAUAAAGAACCUCCCCUGCCCCACAGCCUGGAGUUCAAUUGCCUGUCAAAAACAUCUUUCAAAAAUGAAAGCAAAAAGGACUUCAAAAAAGCAAAAUCAGAGAGAGUUCCUGCCUUCAGGAAACACUGAAGGAAGUUUGGGGACAGCAGGAGAACACUCUGGAAAUGAAAGGUUCUGGAAAUGGUGAAUGCAUGGGUGAAUAUGAAACAUUUUUUUCUUUACUUUAAAAUUCUUUAAAAAGGUAAUGAACUGCUUAAAAACCAAAGUAAUGACAGUGUACUUUGGGUUAAGAUCUACUUAGAAGUGAAGUGCUACAGUAGUACUUAAGUACGAAUCUAUAAAGAUAGUUGAAGAGACUUGUGUUGUCUGAGUCAGAGAUGUGGGAUGACUUGUAUCUAUAGCAGCUACAUGAUGAAAAGUGUCUGUAUUAUGGAUCUGUACAUGUGCUCAUGUUCUGAGUGUUCUCCAUGUCCACACCAUUUUCCUCCUUUCUCUGUGUGCCCAGAGGGAGUGCACUGCUCCCUAGGAUUUCUGCUUAGGUUUGGACAGGCGAGGUCUGUGUCACCCCUGCCUCUGUCCUGCUGGCACACAUCUGGGGGUGUCUGUCCAUGUGGCUGAAGCUCCCAUGUUCACCACAGACCCUCCCCCUGCUCAUCAGACAUAAGGGUGUUAACUCUUCUGGGGGCUUCACCAUCCCUGGUUGAUUUUCUUAAUUCUGGACACAAUUCUGUAAAUAGUCUGUUUAUUAAAUACUCUUGAGUUAAUAAUUUUGAGUAUAAUGUUUGUUACAAAUGAUGAACGUUUGACCACAUUUUGAGUAUCAGUUACUGGUCCAUGGGGCAUAGGCUGACAUCUGUUGAGAUUCCUCACACUCAAGAUCAGUAUUUUCUCUUUGUGUUUUAAUAAUUCAGUAAAAAUUAUGAAUUCUUUAUGUGUUUUGUUUUGCUGCAAACAUAAAUGACUCUGGAGAUUGUUACCAUCUGCUCCAUAUGCUGGUGGUCUUGCAGCGAUAGACUGAAACAUCAUGAGGUCUUUGUGCUACCUCUGGGUUGGUUGACCUUACAAGAAAGCAUUAUUAUUUUUGUUAAAUAUGUAUGGACAAGAAAAAGGUAACCCAUUACUGAGUGAAGAAAGAAAGGAAUGAUGUACUAUACUUCCCUGUACUCAUUUUAAAAACUUGUGCUGUGCAAUUAAAAUACUCUUAUUCCA